Messenger RNA from Homarus americanus (American lobster), 14347 nucleotides. Its product is annotated as nuclear receptor coactivator 6-like. NCBI's taxonomy places the organism in Eukaryota, Metazoa, Arthropoda, Malacostraca, Decapoda, Nephropidae. Gene Ontology annotation, molecular function: DNA binding; chromatin binding. The record is from RefSeq and is a predicted model, not a curated record. Bases 497 to 8005 code for a protein of 2502 amino acids. The transcript has 11 exons. Gene Ontology annotation, cellular component: chromocenter; nucleus.
UAUAAUACCAGUAACUCAUUUUAUAUAAAUUUUAUGGGAAAUAAACGAUGACUAUAACUGUAUGGCGGCUAAAGGAGUUGUUGGGUAAAAAUACUCCCUGGUUAGGACCACUAAACCUGGAGCAACAGUUGAGUAGCUGCGGCAUCUGUACAACAUCCCCAGCUAAAGCUAAUCAUGACUGAGGCCUAAUAUCUAUUUUACAAUUUGGCAAAAUGGUAUCUUCACUUCCAACAAAAUAGCCGUAACUUUGAAGAGAUGUUACAACAAUACUUUGAAAAAUUUAACUGCACCAUAACAGCUGAAAAUGACCAAGUGGAGCCUGGAACAAGAGGUGCCACCACCAACACUGCACCAUCACCACCUAUGCCAAGGUCCUGCAGCACCAAGUAAUGUACUACACCACCUGUGAUUUGUACACCAAAUGAAUCUACCAUCACACCAGACCAGGACCUCUGUGAAAGAAGACACGUGAUGGUGCAGAUGGGGCGAGUGCAGCAUGUCCCAGGCACCAGCAACACCAGCAGAGAGUGGUGGUGGUAAGCUGCAGCCGCCGCACAAUGUGGUGGUAUAUGUGGCAGGUGAGGGGGGUGGCCAGGCUGGGCCGGGAGGGGCACAGGGACCACAGCGUCCCAUGAUCACACCUCAUCCAGUUAAACCCACCAACCCCCACAUGGUCAAUGGCUUUAGGGUUGCUAACCCAUUGCACCAUCAACAGCAACAACCUGGCUACAGCAUGCCAAUGACUGACAGCCUUCAGCAGCAGCAGCAACAACAGUUCCUCAUGAAUAAAAUGAAUGGGUUGGAUGGAACCAAUAACUGUUUCCCAUCUAGCCAGGCACCACAGCAAGUGCAGUACCUUCCUGGUGGUAAUUAUGUCACCACCGUCACUGUGCAUGCCUCAGAACAAUCACAGCAGCACAGUCUUCAACAGCAGCAGCACACAAGAGCAGUAAAUCAACAACAACAACAGCCGCAACCACAACAGCACCAGCAGCAACAACAACAGCAACAACAACAACAACAACAACAACACCUACAAAACCAAGUCAAUGUGAUGGGCACCAUGAAUGGUUAUGUGCAAAAUGGUGUCAUGAUGCAAGUGAAUAAUGCAAACCUGGGUAACAACCCUGCUAUGAUGAAUAACCCACAGAUGAUGAAUAAUCAGAUAGUGACCAAUAACAGCUGUAACAACACCACAAUGAUGAAUAACAAUAACAUGGUAGUAGCUCGCCCAAGAACUAGUUCCCGUUGUGACUCCGUGAGAUCGGAAACUGCAGAGUCCAGUUGUAGUAGUUUAAGCUCCGAUAGUCAGACAGAACACACUCAACAACAGCAUCACCAACAACAACAACAAACAAAUAAUCAGUUUAGUAAUAGUCAACAGUACCAAGUCAAUGUGAUGAACAAUCCACAGUAUAUGAACAACCAUAUGCAAACUAUGAAUCCAAACAGUUACAAUUCUUACCCAAACUACAUGGCCUGUCAGUCACCUGGCGGGAGUAAUCCAAGCGGGAUGAAUCAAACAGGUGUGUACAACAAUCAAAACAUUGUGCAGGCCUUCCAUCAAGUGAACACAGUGCAGCAUGUGCAAAUGCAAGGGGGACAGUUACAAAUAAUGCAACAGCAAUACCAGUAUGUGCAGGGCCAAAAUAUGAAUGUGAUGCAACAGGCACCUGGAGUGAGUGUAAACAAUGUGCAAAGGCCAUGCAUGAUGCAAGCUGGGGGGGUGGUUCAGGGGCAGGGGACCAAUGCAAUGCAUGGGCAAGUCAUGCAGGGCCAAAACAAUUGUGCUCACAAUGUCAACAUGAUGCAAGGCCAGGGCAUGAACAUGGUGGCAGGACAGCCUGGAAUGAACACCAUGCAAGGUCAGAACAUGAAUAUGAUGCAAGGGCAGCCUAUGAAUGUUGCACAACAGCAGGGUGGAAAUGCAAAUAUGAUGAGUGGCCAAUAUCACGCAGGUCAUGGACAAGGUCUGAUGGGUCAAGGUAACCUAGUGAUGGGAGGGCAAAAUAGUGGCCACUGUACUGGUGUUAUGGGGGUACAAAAUCAUCAUCCCCAGCAGCACAUGAUGAGUGGAGCAAUGAUUCCUGAUCAUCAGCAACAAGCAGUGAUGAUGCAAGGCAACAUGACCAUGGUGCCUGUGGGAGCCAAGAUGGCAGGUACCAACAUGAAUCACGCCAGUAUGAUGGGAUGCUCGGGUGCUCCUGUGGGAGUUGUCAACUCUCCGUGCAGCGGUUUGCCUGCAGGUGCCCCUACCGUUCACGCUGCUGUGGACAAGAAUUUUAUGCCACUCAUUGUACCCUUUGGAUGGAGGAGAGUGGCAAAUAAUGGACAAGUCGUCUAUACCAGUCCGAGUGGCAGUGAACUACGUAGCGUACCUGAGGUGGCUGAGUACCUGGCCACUGAGGGCACGUGUAAGUGUGGGCUGCAGUGUCCCCUCCGCGUCGAACACACCUUCAACUUCGACCCCAAGGUACCGUCGCGGCCCACACUGCUGCCGGAACUCGGGGCGGGUGACAUGACCAAGCUGUGUAAUCAUCGUCGGAAGCUGGCCAUCGCCUUCACACAUCACCUUCACAAUAAUGCUAAGAAAGAGGAUGGACGGAAAAAAAGAAAGCGGAAAGCACCAGAAGCUGUGGAGACCCCCAGCCAGAUGCCUCGAGGACCAACCCCCUCUCAGAUACUUAGGGGGACACCCAAUCCUGCAGGGAUGCCUCGGGGAGCAGCCCCACCCUCACCGAUGGCAUGUGGUCCUCACAAUGCUGUACAUAUUCCCAGAUUACCUUCACCUGCCCAGAUGGUAUGUGGCAGCACUCCCACACCAACACAGAUGCCCCGAGGAGCCCCCACACCCUCACAGAUCCCGCAGUUCAACCCGCAGCAACAACAACAACAUCAUCAUCAUCAUCCACAUGCAUUCCAACAACAACAACAUCAACAACAACAACAACAACAACAACAACAACAACAACAACAGAACUGGGGGAUGAUGGGAGGUAUGGCAGGCAUGGUAGGUGGGGGAGGAUAUACUGGUCGGCCUGGCGUCAUGAACACCCCUCAAGGAUGUGGUCACCCUUACCCUCAACAACACUGUCCCCCAGCUUCUCACUCCUGCUGUGACGUCCACCACCACUUUCAACCUAAUAUGAAUGCCAUGACAGGGCCCAACAUGACACCAACCAUGGGGCCAGGAAUACGACCAACUAUGGCUCCAGGUUUUGGGGAGAUGGUGCUCCCCAACAUGUGUCGGUCCGGAGAUCCUUCAGUGUUCCGUGGUGUGAGGCCUCAGGGGCAGAGUCCUCACCAGCCACUGCCUCAACAACAACUCCAGCAGCCACAGCCACAACCACAGCAGCCACAGCAACAGCAGCAUCUUUCAGUGCAACAACAACACCAGCCAGUCCAACAGCAGCAUCAGCCACAACAACAACAACAACAACAACUUCAGUCACAGCCUGAGCAGCAUCAAUCACAACAUCAGCAGCAUCAGUCACAGCACCAUCAAUCACAGCAACAUCAACAUCAAUCACAUCAAUCACAGCAACUGCAACAACAUCAUCAACCACAGAAACAUCAUCCACAGCAGCAGCAGCAGCAACAACAACAACAACAACAACAACAACAACAGCAACAACAGCAACAACAACAACAACAACAACAACAACAACAACAACAACAACAACAACAACAACAUCAUCAUCAUCAUCAUCAACAAACUCAACAAAAGGAACAGUCCCAACAACAACAACAGCAGCAGCAACAACAGCACUUGACAGCCCCUCCCCCACCACCGCCUCCAUCAGCUAUGAUGGCGCCUGGGUCACAUAUGAUGACAGGCAUGAGAGGUGUUGGACCACAUCCAUCUAACUUCAUGAACAACAUGAUGUGUCGUAUCCCAGGCUCUGGCAUGAUGCCUCCACGUGUGAUGCCUCCCGGGGCAAUGCCUUCGCCUCAAAGUUCAAAUGAGCAACCAUCAGUUCCUGCGGCAUUUUGGGAAGAUGGAGAAAAACGGCGUAAGACCGGAGGACGAGCGAAGAAACGCUUCAAAGGUGCCGUAGAGAGGUCCUCACCGUGUCCUAACAUAGAUAUUAGGAAUAUGCACACUGACCAUUGUGGGCCAGGCCCUCCGCCACCACCUGGACCUUCUUUCAUGGAUGACCCUAGUGGGUACCUGGCACAGCAAACUGCUCUGUUGAAUAACACUAUGGCUGGUGGUGGGAUGGGCCAGUUCUCUCCACAGGCUCCUAGACCUCCUCCACCAACCCCUUCAGUGCCACAGUCACCAGCCACACCAAGUGGAAUUGUGGUUAUGUCCCAACAGCAACUUCAGUCUCAGACUGGAACAUUAGCUGUGGGAAACAAUAAUGGAACCCGGACAGCUCAGAUGUCAUCCUCUCCAGCUGUAGUCCCAUUGCCUAGUAAUGUUCCUUUACCUGCAAGAGUUAGUAAGGCUGCCACUCAGACUACCAAUACCAUCAUUACCACACCUUCUGUCCUCCCCACUCAGUCUUCACACACCAGUGUUGCAAGAACAGCCACCCCAACUUUUUCGUCGCCCGUGACCAACACUGUUACGUCCACUCCUCAUCACCAGACCCCUCAGACCCCCAUCACUCCUUCAGUAGCUAAAGACAGAAAUGGCAAUCAGCCAGAAGUCACCUGUGAUCAUAUGAGUCAGAGUGAUGGAGAGACUCCCAAUGUUACCACUGCAUCAGUAGCCAAGGUUGAGUCUAGUAACCUUGUCCACACUACCACUGUCACCUAUACUCUCUCCUCAACUCCAACAACAAAUACAAAAGUCACUAAUACCAUGCCCAUUACCACUCAGGCUGGAUGCUUGCGUCAGAAAGAAAAGGACAGCAUAUCGUGCUUCAAGUCGGAAGAAGACGAGUCACAAAAAAUUAAGUGUGAAUCUAGUAUACCUAUUGAGAGCUUGAAACCCUCUCCAGUUAGUGCAGCUAAUGUAAGAGAAUCUGUCAAGAUAGAAUGUUACAAGAAUGUAGGGAAUGUAAAACAGUGUGAAAGUGAAGAAAUCAGUCGUGAGCAGCUUACCACAAGUGGCCCUGGCAGCAGUAGCGAAGGUCUUUCAGCCAACAAACCCCUUACACCUGGACCCCCUAGUGUUAGUGCUGGAGCAGGAGUUACACAAUCCCCCUUGGAGAUGGUACAAAGUAUAGUUAGUAGUAUUCCUGUUCCAUCUUCUCUGGGACCAGUAAGACCAGGAUCUCAGCAACAGCCACCACCACCACCACCACCACCACCAAUACCUCCACAGCAACAUAUGCAACAACAGUUAUCACAGCAACAGCACGCAGCAGUCCCAGUACCUCUGUCUCCUGGCAUAUAUAAUGGUCCUAUCUCCACAAGUGUAACUGUUUAUGGGGGAGGUGGUUCAGGAGGGUUGGUGCAUGCCUCAGGGCCCCUGAUAGUGAGUGGACCACCUCCUGCUCAGACCAGUGUUUUUGUGACUAGUAGUGGUGGGUGUAAUGGCCCAACAAACAUGGUAAUGGUCUCGUCUCCAUUCAACACAAAGGGUAGUGGUGCGACUGGUGUAACUGUUACAUCAGGAGUUGUGGGUGUACAAGCUGCCAUGCCACAAAUGCAAGUUCAGCAACAAAUGGCACCUAUGCAACAGCAUUUACAACCUCAGUUACAGCCACAAUUACAACAACAACUGCAACCUCAGCUACAACAGCAGCUUCAGUCUCAAUUACAACCACAAUUACAACCUCAGCUUCAACAGUUUCAGCCUGUACAGCCCGUGGUGCAGCUAGUCAACACCUUUGCCACGAUGCAGGCUCCAGUUAUUAUCCAGAACGGUGGUAACAUUAUCCAGUCAUCUACAGGUCUCUUGCCUAGCCCAGGUGGUAUGUUGACUGGUCCAACUCCUCUUACACAGGGUACCAUUAUGACUGGUCAGUCACUUGUUCCUGCCACUGCUGCUACACUGGCAGUAGAGGGCACGCAUCAUCAUCAUCAUCAUCAUCAGCAGCAGCAGCAGCAGCAGAGCCACCAGGUUGGCCAACCACAGUCUUCUCCACACCUUCAAGUGGCACAGGUGGUCACUACUGGACUUACAGGAGAAACCAUAGAUGAUGUUAGAACAAGAAACACUUCAACUCCACUUGGCACUUCAGGUUCAACACCAUCCACUCCACAUUCAACUCCAGGGUCCACUCCAGGAUCAGACACUCCUUCAAGUGGUGGCUCCUCAGGAGGACGUCGCCGCAAGCGAAGACGCAACACCUCCACACCACAAGGAUCAUCUACCUCACACUCUUCACCACAACAUCAACAGCAAGGCUUGGUACCAGCAAUUAUCAUGGGCAACAAAGUCCCUCAACAUAUGGUAAUGAACAGCCCUCACAUGACUCAAGUAUCACCAUAUGGUGCAAUGGGAACCAUGGCUGCUGCUGGACAGAUGGCACAGGUAGCCACAGUCACAAGUCAGGUAGGAGGUGGGCAGAUGCUGCAGGCAGCAACUGCUCAAGGAACAGGUGCCAUUAAUGUUGUUCAGAUGGUUGGGAACACAUUACCAAACUUGCCUGUCCAAGUGCACAAUCCACCUGCCAUUGUAGUAGGCUCAGCACCACCUCAGGGUGUUGUUAUAAACCAGCUUUCAGAUGGUACAUUUAUAUCAACAGACCCUCAUACUGGUAUGUCUUACCCUGUACAGUUACAGUUAUCUGGAGGCCAUAUAGUAGGUGUGUCACCUACAGUUAGUGCUGCUGGUGGCAUGGUGGGCCCACUGACUCCAGGACCAACAGCAGGGAGUAUGCCAGCCAUGGUUGCUGUGCGUCCUCCUGUACCUCACACAACCACUGUUGUCAGUGGCGCCAAGGUGGUAAAUAUUUCACCGGCAUCAACACAACUGACGGGUGGUGCAGGUGUGCAUGUUUUACCUGUGACAGCAGCUACUGCGAGUUAUGCAGCUCCUGGCAACAGUGUGAGUCCGGGCCAAGCUGUGUGUAUGGGUCAAGGAACGGCACCAUCUGUGGUAGUGACUUCUGAGUAUGUGAACGGUCAGCCUGUUGUAAUAAGUGGCAGUGGUUGCAGUAGUAAUACUACAGUUGUUCAGCACAAGACUACAAUAGUCCAGCAACGUACUACACUUGUUGCUACGCAGAGUGGUGACGAGUCUGGUACACAUUCCUCUGUAUCAACACAAACCCCAGGUGGUUUAGGAGAAAGUGAUGUUAGCAGUUCAGACUGUGUGAGUGCAGCAGCACCGUCUUCGCCGUCUCAUCAGAGUGCAGAGGUCACCACGACCCGUCAUGAUGAGGAUGCCACUCCCCCUAACGACCCUCCCACUCCACUUCCACCGCACUCCCCGGACAAGAAUAAGCAUAUCAUCCCUGAGGAGCUUCACAGUGCAUCCACUCCAGAGGAGGCGGUGACGUGCGGCCGCGGAGUGGUGUGGGGGCCGCAUAGGGGCCACCACUACUGGCCGGCUCAGGUGCUUCACCAGGUUGGUGGUGAGUGUGUGGUGCAGUGGUACGGGGAUCAUAGGGUGGACACUGUGAAACAUUCCGUCCUGUCCACGCUCCCCAUCGUCCCACCCAAAGUGCCCACGCGACGCAGUGUGAGAGGGAGAAAUGCUUUAAAUAAAGCCAUAAGUGAAGCAUUCAACGGGAACACCACUCAUUGUCAAGAUUAUCAAGUCCCACAGCUAAGAAGAAAUAAAACUACAUAUGCAGACUCCCCAACCACUCUGAACAUCGCUGUGGAAGGACCGCUGAAUGGACUGGGUAGUGGACCAAAAAACAGAUCCAUAAAUAGACAAGCAAAACCAGCCUUAAAGCGCCAGCACAUGAACUUAGCCCAGGUUAACCAAGUGACAUCAGGAGAGUGUAAGAAAAGACUUACAAGCAAGGCUAAAAGUCUGACCAUGACUGCAGCAUUACUUGUUCGGGAGUCUUCCUUGCCUCCCCCACACCUCCUCUCUCCUCCUCCUGCAGCAGCUGUGGCCCCUACAAGAAACAGAUCAAGGAGAAGGGUCAGGUGACCUUUUUUAUAAGCCAAGAUAUUUGAGUUGUAUUGAAAUCCAUUGAAAAUAUGUUAGACAUUUAUAGUCUUUACUAAUUGACAUAAAAUCAAAAGAAAUUUAAGAGUGCUAAUAAGGUCUUGAAGCACUACUGUCAUGUUAUGAGUAAUGUUAAACACUCAUUAAGACUUUUAUUUGUAAUUUGCCCUACAAUUUAAUUAUCCCCAUAGAAAUUUGUGAUCCGUUUUUUAUCACUGGGUAUUAUUCUUACACGUGUAUUAACAUUUGGAAGCAAAAUUUUUACUUUAAAAUGAACGACCUCAUGACAGCCUCUGAUAUUUCCACAUAUGGGUUUCUUAAGUGAAUCACAUUUGACUUUUAAUUAUGCCAUAGCAUCAAAAGCUUUAUAGCACUAACUGAAGCAAUACUUUUGAAAAUCUAAUUUUGUUAUUAGUGUUAUGUUAUUUUAAUCCUACAAUGUUACACUCAAGGAAGUGAUAGAGAAACCUAUGGUCUUAAUUCCUUAGACAUUGAGAACAAUAUUUUUAAGAAUACAUAUCAAUGUUUGAUGUAACUCACACACCAUGAUGAUCAUUUGUGCCACUAAAAGGUAACUCACUUCAUUGGCCCCACUCAUGAACCUCGCAGGACACUCAUGUUUUUUGCAAUCAUAGUGACUUCACUUGUAGUUUUCACACAAAAAGGCUGUUCACACUGAGGCCAACAGUGUUAGAUAUAAACCUGGAUCAUUUCUUUCACAACUACAGAGGACUUUAUCAUGUAUUUUAGAUAGAUAAUAAAUUAAACCUUGGGGAUAAUUAAAGUAUCCAUGGCAUUAAGAUUUGCAACUUAUUUUUAAUGAAUUUAUCUACUCAUUCUGGCAGCCUGUGAACUGCAUACACUGUACCGUAAAACUUGGCUUGUAACGCUCUUGAAAUCUUGAGUUGUGUAAUUGAACAUGGAAACUACAGGACCCAUAAUGGUAAUAAGGUAGUUAAUGAUUUAGUACAUGUUGAAUUUGUAUAUGAUAUUAUACAGUGUUUGUACACAGUUUAUUUGAUGAAUAUAAUGAUGUAGCCCAGAUUGGAUCCACAAAAUGGUGUUCCCUGUUUGCCAAGUGAAGCCUGGUGUUACAGGUGAUGAAUAACAAGUACACAUAACUGUAGAUGUUAAAUUUGUAUGUUAUAUUAUAUGCCCAGAUAGAAUCUACAAAGUGGUGGAUGAUUCCAGUUUGCCAAGUGAAUAUGAUAAGUGGUGGUAAGAUGUCAACACUACUCCUCCAGAUUUGUUUGGGUGGAAGUAUCAGGAAAACUUGUCAGUGGACAAAUAACAAUACUGUACUACACUCCUCCUCUCUAGAAUUGAACCCACACCCCUCAGAUGGCAAAUAAGUGCACUAACAAGUUUACCAGCACUUGCCAAGUCAUUUAAACUAGGCCUUCCACUGCUGAACCAGAACUGAAACUAAAAUUGCAUUAUUCAGUACAACAGAUAGGUUAUACCAAAUGACCCGCCAUCACUCAGGAAACGUGGCUUCCCAAUGGUGGGUCUGUUGUCUCCUGUGAUGAAUUUUGUUAAGUUCCUGGGCCAGCAGUGGGAGGCCAUGUUCAAGUGUCUUACCAAUAGAUUAUAAAGUUGGUAAAAUUUUUGCCUACUGCUUCGUGGUGUGGGUUUGAUUCAGCAGGAAGAGUCGUGUUAUCUGUGCAGUCUUCUGUAUGUCUCAGUGUAAUUUUAUGAUGACACAUAUAUUUUCACAUUGUGUGGAAAGUAAAAGUUAGGAAAUUUGAGUACAAUUUAAUACGUAAUUGAUGUCGUCAAAGAUGAUGUUUAAAAAAAGUGGUUGCAAUAUUAUAAAAUGAAUAGUAAUAUUGUAAUAAAUAGAAAUAUUGUAGAAUAAUAUAGAAAUUGCCAUGGUAUACAGAAAAAUUAAAUACCCAGUAAUACCGUGCUACAAUAAAAGUCAUUGGAAGCCGUUGCAACUUACCUCUCACUUGGAGUAUGUUUACACAGUCAGAGAACACAUGCCAGAUGGUGUUCUUAUAAAUGGUCCAGGAUCAACCAUGUUAGUUGAUAAUACUGUAUUGAAAGUCAAGUGUAUUGUUGCAAUAAGAUGGAUGCAUGCAACUUAUAUUGAAUAUCAAGAAUGAGUGAAAGUAUGGGGUCACAGAAAUACUAUGAAUUUGGUCAUGCAUUCAAUACAUGAGGACAUGGUUAGGAAUAAACUUGCAACAGAAAUCAAAAUAGAGCAAAACUGUGUGUAGGGUAAAUCAUAGAAGGGUAUCCAUGUAUUACUCCCUUGUUAUUAUUGGAUAUACCAAACCAUUUUAUUUAAAAUUGAGAUUCUUCAUGUACAUAUAUAAUAUUUAUUAUAUCUAAAGGGCUAAAAUAAGUAAUGAAUAUAUAUAAAUUAGAGUUUGAUUGUAUAGUCAUUAGUAUUUAUAUUCAUAGAAAUUGGAUGAAAUUUAUGCAAAUGGAUACUGUUUACUGUAUAGAAUAUCCAAUAUUAUCAGUAACUUCAAAAAUAGUAUUUUAUGGUAAUGACCUUCCUUUUAUUUUUGACAAAAUUCGUGGUAGAUAAAAGUUGUUUGAAUACGAGUCUCCUCACUCGAGCUGAGGUUAAUAGCUUAACAAGACAUUGACAGGAUAGCCUUAAAAUAUUGGAGAGUUACAAUGUCUUCCACCAGAGACCCUUAAGCUUUCCAAAUAUAAGGUAGUACAGUACAGAACAUUUAGUUCUACACCAUGUUGGGUUAAAUUUGUUUAGGUCACAAUGAAAUUUUUUAAUUCACAACAGAGAGCAGUAAAGUUCAAAACACAAUGGAAGUAGUUUACAUGUGUUGUUAUUUAAUAGUGAAGUGCACUCAGUUUUGGUGUUUCAGGCCCAAAUUCUAUGCAUGGUGACCUGUGCAUAUUUUAUUGUACAGAACCUUUAUUGAGGAUCCUAUGUUUAUAUGUAACAUGACAGAAGUUCUUUGAUUUACUCCACAGAAUCACUAAAUUAUUUUUUCAGAGUUUAUGGCACAAGUUCAUUGAUUUACCCUACAAUUCACAAAAGAGUCCCACAAUGUGGAGGAUGCACUUAAAGCAGAGUUAUGUCGUGUUGCACUUGUCGGGAAGUCGGCAGUUUAUCUACGGCCUCACAAAACCCGUUAUGGCAAGGAUGUCUAAGGUGCCUUCAGUGUGCCAGUAUUAGUGGAGAGUAAAUAUGUGAUAGUGCGCAUUUUGUACACACUUAGUUAAUUAUGACCUUUGUGGAAUUUUGACAAUAAAUGGUGAGUGUAGAGGAUAUAGAAUGCAGUGUUACAAACUAUAAGUAUAAAUCAAAACUGUAAUAUAAGAUGUAUGUUACAGAAUAAUAUUUAGGACAAGGAUACUUGAAUCAAAUUCAAAUAGCAGUAACCAUGAUUGGCUGUACUCAUUAAUCAAUGUAACUGUUACAGAACGUUGUAACCCAAGUUCUUAGAUGGUGCAUGAACCUGAAAAAUAGCUAUUUGUAUCAAUAUAAAGUAGUCAAGCACCCACCUAAGAACUUGGUUGUGAUUAAUAAUCCUAAAUAUACUCUUUUCCAAAUUGCCUCUUGAUAUGCUGUUUAUUUAUCUCUUGUCUCAGUAUAACAACUAGUUUUCAUUUAACCUCAUUUGUGUUGCACCUCAGAGUACACUUUUACUCAGGCAGCAAAUAAAAUGAAACUCUUUUACUAACAUGUUUAGUAUUGUACAUGUUACUGCUACUAGUAUGUGGGAGAUAAAUAUGGCAUUAUGCAGGUUACCACAAGAGUGUGGCUCAUCGGUGCACCCACCCACCGUGGCCUGCAUGGGUAUUAUUGUAGUCAUCACGUAAUUAUGUCUAGUAAGUCAUUAGGGCUGAUAUGGGGUUACCUAAUGCAUUAACUUCCUGUACAAAGUGUUUGAGGUAUUGUAAUUUUUGUAAAUAUAAUAUUCAGACUUUAUUUUACUGUCCAGAUGACCAAGGUAUACUGUACUGUACUUGAAUUGUAACAAGCAAACACAUCCUCUGUAUGCUUAUACCUCUGAAUAUAAUUUCACAAGCUGUGAUGGACAACACAGAGGACCUACAGUAGUGGCAUCUAAAUACUCUGGUGAAAUGGUACUGUGUUACUUUAUGAUCCCAUGACACUGGUGCUAGGAUGGGCAAGUUGGAAAAGAGUUUGUGUUUAGGAUGUGUGGUAUUGUAUUAUUAUGUCUUGGCAAGGGUAUUGAGCUUUAGAGAACUAAUGCCCUACAUUGCUUGUUAUUGUAUUUCAUUGUUAAUGUCUUUUAUCUUCAUCAGUUUCUCACUAUCAGUUGUGGGUAUUAUAACUUCUGUUAGUUUUUAUAGUUUUCAGAUUUAAAUGGAAUCUGUAACUCAUCUCAGAUAUGGCCAACUAGUUUGCCAAAUUAAUUAUACAACAGUAAUAACUGAUAAGUACAAAGUAUGUAUUUCAAGUUGUGUAAACCUUUUAUUUAUUUUUUUAAUUUUUUAUUUUACUUUGCUAACAAGAAUAAGUAUCAGUGAGUUUUCUGAAGUCAUUUUAAUUGUAUAUUUUAUUAAAUGAGAUUAUUAUUAAAGUGUUUACUGUGGUAUGGGUUGCUUGGGAAGAUAGCCAUUUAUUGUAAAGCAGUUCUUGAUGGAAGUCACGUGGAACCCGCCCUAAAUAAUAUUGUAGUGUUUCAGUUGCACUUAUGAUUUUGAUGGGAGAUACAGUUAUGUAGGUGUGAGUUGUAGUAACUUCCAUCAAUUCACUGAUGUAUACUACCUUUACUUUUUGAGCCCAUAUGCCAAAGACUUUACACCACAUCACAGGGUAAUGUGGUGAUUGUAAAAGUUUGCACCAUGUUUAACUUUUUAAAGUUGAUAUGAAAGAGAAUAUGGUAUGCAUUUUAUCUGUUUACAGAGAAGGGAUAUUGCUUGUUUCUUAACCUGUUUAUUUGUAUCUACUGCAGAUAUUUACCAGUGUUGCCACCGUGCACAAGUUGUUUGACUCUAAUAGAUCAGUUAUAGAGAGUAUAGUAUGGAAGGAUUAAAGCACUCUAUGAGUGUGAAAUUACAAUACAAUUAUGUAAGUCAACAUUUGACCAGCCAGCCUUCUGUUGACUAUAAAUAAAAUGGUACAUUAUAUGAAUCCAAUUGCUAUAAUUCACUCCACUUGAAUGAUAGGAAUGUAAACAUGAUAUUUAAAUAAAGAUUGAGUUAUAUGGUACAACCAACACUGUCUUGGUUAAGAGCAGUGCUAAAGGCCCUCUUUAAUGUGGUUAGGGAAAGUAAUGGCUGGUUACAUUGUGCAGCUUCCUAGGGUAGUCAGUUGGUUCCCAGUUUGGGAAUAGAUGUAUGUUGUGCACUGUAUGGCAACACUUGUUUUCUGCAAGCCAAAGAUGCUCGUUGAGUUGCUGUACAGGUUCAGGUUGUUCGAGCUUAGAUUAGAAAUAGAGAAGUGUGGUUUAUAUUGUGUGUACAGAUGAAAUAUUAUAAUAUGGAAGUCUUAGAUUUUUUAAAUGAAGAUAACGUCCCAGUUCUAGGUCAUUGAUGGACCUUUUGUUGAUUAACCACCAAGUGGUUUGUUUCUCUCAUGUUCAAAUAUAUGGUGGGUGAUGUUUCCCAGUAGGCCGUGUGGGUCUACUAGUAAGAUGUAUAUUUUGUCUCUGUAAGCUAUAUUGGGAAACACACCCAUGUUGAACAUUGUUGCCUCUCUCUACCUAACUGUUUCCUACUGGUCAGUCUGCACCUCCCAACAUUUUCCAUCAUCAAAAUAGAUUAUGAGUGUGUUUAUAGGCAUUUUACCCUUGUAGAGUUUUUAAUAUAUAUAAUUUACUGGUGAAAAGGAAUUUAACUGUAUAUGGACCAAUUAUUACUGCAGACUGAAAGUGGUAUUUGCCUUCUUCAAAACCAGUGUUUCACACCAUCCUACCUUCUGCCUUACAUCACUACAGCCAUUAUCUAGGACCUUAUUAGUCAAAAUCUUGAUUAUCCAUAACUUCAUAUUUUUGUAUUUAUUAUAUAUUCAGAUAUAUGGUCUAAACUAUACAUAAACUCAGAAUAAACACUAUAGUCAAAAGGUGAAUACAGUAUCAAAGUCUGAUGUCAGGAUAGUGUUAAGAUCUUACUUGACUUGGUCUUAGAUUAUUGAGAUAAUGAUGUACACUAUUUCAUAAAUAUGUCAUCUCUCUCACCCUCCUUUAAGGGUUCUACUUGACCCCCACAACCUCUUAUCUUCCCCAUAAUCCCUCUUUUUCUUGUGUACAGGAGCAAUCUGUUUGCUGCACUUCUGGACACCCCUACCUAAGAGGUAUCUCGAUAUUAUACUAGUUUCUUCUUUUGCUUUAACGAACGUGUCAAGCUUUAUCCAAUACACAAUUUCAACUUCUA